Molecule: messenger RNA, 993 nt
Organism: Capronia coronata CBS 617.96
Lineage: Eukaryota; Fungi; Ascomycota; Eurotiomycetes; Chaetothyriales; Herpotrichiellaceae
Exons: 1
Coding region: 1-993 (330 amino acids)
Source: RefSeq, a predicted model, not a curated record
AUGCGGAAGCCUUCCAUUCCAGACCUGAUCUACCAGAGAACAUUCCCUAAACCAAAGCCCACCGAUCCCGCUUCUUUCUAUGCCCAUGUGCAUCGGAAUAUUGUAGUAGAGAUCCGCGCAGAGGUCCAGACAUACUAUGGAACGGUCGAUACGUUGGAAGCACAGUAUCCCGGUCUCGAUUAUACCCACCCUCCUCACCGUCGUCGUUUGUCAAGAUUUACAUGGCACCGAAGAUUGUUCCGCGUGUUCGAUGAACUUGGCGUGACCAAGGAUGAGAUUCUGAGUCUUUGCAAAUGGGAGGGAACACGCGCAGCCAAGGAAAGAUACGAACAAGACGCAGAAACAAAAGUCAAGACAACCACUGGCGAUGAUGUCGCGGCAGCACCUGUGGGAUUAGGACCAAGAGCGGUGUUUGAGCAGCCGUCACGACCUGUUUGUGACUACCAAUCCGAAGACGCCGAGACAGUUGCCGCAGAGGCAGACCGUGAAGACCUAGACCGGCCCAAGACCGACCCGUCUACGGUCAGUCAGUCACCAGAGCCUACAAAUGUUGUCCUGGAAGCUCUACGUGAUGUUAUGUUUGCAAGACUGGAAGGGGAUCCCUCGGCAGACAAUCAUGCCUUGGAACAAUGGCUCAAAGAGGCAUUAGAAAGACAUGAGAUGGAUCUUGAAUCUGCCAUACAGUUUAUCCGGAGCGUAGAAGCCGAGUCGACAAGCAUCAGCAUCAGCACCAACACUGGAGACAACACCAAUGAACCAGAAGAGGUUGAUGGAGAACAGAUACCUCCUGUUCCGCGGAUCUCUUCUGGUCAAGCAGAACCACCUCAGCAACCAAACAAUAGUAGCUGGGCUGGCCCGCCAGUUCGAUUGCCUCCGCUGGCAGAAGACCCAGAUUACGCCCCGUCAUUGCAGUCCAACAGCACAAGACGGGCUGCCGAUUACGGUGCUGCUCUAUUAUACCUUAGGCGGACGCGGCCAGAGGCUGCAAGAUAG